ACAAGCAACCUCACACAACAGAAGAAAAGAAAAAGGGGAAAAGAGAGUGAGAUUCGAGAGAGUAGAGAACGAGAGGAGAGGGGAACAUAAGAGGGAGACCGCGCUAGCCACCGCACCACGUCGCCGCGCCCAGCUCGCUGCCAGUCGCCGAAGGGAGGAGCGCGACCACCACAAGGAAUCGUCAUCGUCGUUGCUGAGCUGGGAGAGAGAAAGCGUCGUCGUUCUGCUUUCCAUCAAGUCCGUUCCGCCGCUGCCGUUGCACCGUGCCGCCACUCCACGCCGUUGACGCUGUUCACCGAGGGAAGACGAAAGUGACAAAGGUUCCUGGUGCCACCGUCACAGUGGAAGAAACCUAGAGAGAGAAACGAACGAGGAGCUCGAAGAGAGGGAGCGUCGUUCUUCUGCUGUUUCUGCCUAGCGUCCCUGCCGCCGGAAUUCUUGAGCGCCGUCGUUGUUCAUGGAGUAUCUGAGAACAUUGGAGCUGCGAGCCUGUGACGAACUGUUCCCGUGCGUGUGAAGAUGGAUGAAAUGACGUCAUCGAGUCCAACAGUGAGCCAGCGUGACCAGUGGAUGGUUGAGUCGCAAGUGUUCCAGAUUUACCAGCUUUUCGCGACGAUCCCUCCCAACGCCCAAUCACUCAUGUAACUAAUUCACUCACUCACUUAAUCCUCUUAAUUAUUCUCUGUUUUCUGUAAUCAUUCUCCUCUUUGUUACUGGAUCAUCCACUCGAUUGCUUUGUUGGGAGAAUCCAUCGACGAUGAACUCCAAGACAACACUGUCGAGUUUCUCAACCGUUGCAAGGAUCCGAAUGGUGGUUUUGCUGGGGGACCAGGCCAGAUGCCUCAUCUUGCCACAACAUAUGCUGCUGUCAAUACCCUUAUUACUUUGGGUGGUGAUAAAUCUUUAGCAUCCAUUAAUAGAGAUAAACUGUAUGGGUUUCUACGGCGGAUGAAACAACCAAAUGGCGGAUUCAGGAUGCAUGUUGAAGGAGAAAUUGAUGUUCGAGCUUGCUACACGGCCAUUUCUGUCGCAAGUGUUUUGAACAUUUUGGAUGAAGAGCUGACCCAGAAUGUUGGGGACUACAUUCUAAGCUGUCAAACUUAUGAGGGUGGCAUUGCUGGUGAGCCAGGUUCUGAGGCUCAUGGUGGGUACACCUUUUGUGGAUUGGCUGCAAUGAUUUUGAUUGGGGAGGUUAAUCGCUUGGAUCUGCCUCGAUUAGUUGAAUGGACAGUAUUCCGGCAAGGUAAGGAGUGUGGAUUCCAGGGGAGAACAAACAAAUUGGUGGACGGAUGCUAUUCCUUUUGGCAGGGAGGUGCUGUUGCACUAUUACAAAGAUUAUAUUCUAUUAUUAACAAACAAAUGGCCGAAGUCUCAAAUAUUUCUAGCAUACCUGAGGAGAAAGUCUGUCUGCAUGGAACCUCCAGUGAUGCAGCAUCCCAUCUCUGGCAUGAAGGCAUGAGUGAAUCCUGUUCAGCUGAUUUUAAGAAUAUAGGUUAUAACUUCAUUAAUGACUGGAGAGCAAAGGAUCCACUGUUUCACAGCAUUGCCUUGCAGCAAUAUAUUCUUCUAUGCGCACAGGAGCAAGAUGGUGGACUUCGAGACAAACCAGGUAAACGCAGAGACCACUAUCACACAUGUUACUGUUUGAGUGGACUUUCAUUGUGCCAGUAUAGCUGGUCAAAGCACCCAGAUUCUCCACCUCUACCUAAGGCAGUGUUGGGCCCUUACUCCAAUCUUUUAGAACCUAUACACCCUCUCUAUAAUGUUGUUUUAGAACGAUAUCGUGAAGCUCAUGAAUUCUUCGUUGGUGGAUCAUGAUUAGUAUAGUUAUGCCCAUGUUUUGUUUCACUUUGAUGUAAAAUGCUACUAUCUAAAGCUGUAUUUAUUCCUAGAAUGUGUACACCAAUUUCGUUACAACAUUAAUGUACUUAACUAUAGGAUUGGUGGGUUACAUAUUGUUUUAAUAAUAUAAACAAUAGUACUAGGUAAAUAAGUUCUUUUCAA
Messenger RNA from Arachis duranensis, 2004 nucleotides. RefSeq names its product protein farnesyltransferase subunit beta. Lineage: Eukaryota; Viridiplantae; Streptophyta; Magnoliopsida; Fabales; Fabaceae. The record is from RefSeq and is a predicted model, not a curated record. Gene Ontology annotation, cellular component: protein farnesyltransferase complex. The transcript has 13 exons. Gene Ontology annotation, biological process: protein farnesylation. Gene Ontology annotation, molecular function: protein farnesyltransferase activity.